AUGGCAGCGGGAGUGGCGGCGUGGUUACCAUUCGCCCGGGCGGCUGCUAUAGGAUGGAUGCCGGUAGCCAGUGCGCCCAUGCCGACGCCCCCACCUGACAACCGGCGAAAACAGGACGGGCUCAUCUUGCUCAAUGUCAGCGGUCAGAAGUUCCAGACGUGGCGGAAUACAUUGGAGCGGUACCCGGACACUUUACUGGGCAGCACAGAGCGGGAAUUCUUCUUCCACGAGGAGACAAACGAAUACUUUUUCGACCGUGACCCGGAUAUUUUCAGACACAUUCUGAACUUCUAUCGUACCGGGAAGCUGCACUACCCGCGCCAGGAGUGCAUCUCGGCCUACGAUGAGGAGCUGGCCUUCUUUGGGAUCAUACCGGAGAUCAUAGGGGACUGCUGCUAUGAAGAGUACAAGGACCGGCGGCGGGAGAACCAGGAGAGAAUCCAGGAUGACGAGGACAGCGAGAACCAGAACGAUAUGGUCCCGCCGGAUAUGACAUUCCGAGAAACCAUGUGGCGGGCCUUCGAGAACCCCCACACGAGCACCAUGGCCCUGGUGUUUUAUUACGUCACCGGCUUCUUCAUUGCUGUUUCCGUGAUGGCCAACGUGGUGGAGACGGUCCCGUGCGGGACUUUGCAAAAUCGGGUCAAACAGGUGUCGUGCGGGGAGCGGUAUGCCUUGGCAUUUUUCUGUCUGGAUACGGCCUGUGUCAUGAUAUUCACCGUGGAGUACCUGCUGCGUCUAAUGGCGGCGCCCAGUCGCUGGAACUUCAUCAAGAGCGUGAUGAGCGUCAUCGAUGUGGUGGCCAUUAUGCCCUACUACAUCGGCCUGGUCAUGACGGACAACGAGGACGUCAGCGGGGCCUUCGUCACCCUGAGGGUCUUCCGGGUUUUCAGGAUUUUCAAAUUCUCCCGCCACUCUGCGGGGCUGCGCAUCCUGGGCUACACGCUGAAGAGCUGCGCCUCGGAGCUGGGCUUCCUGCUCUUCUCCCUCACCAUGGCCAUCAUCAUCUUCGCCACUGUCAUGUUCUACGCCGAGAAGGGCUCCUCAGCCAGCAAGUUCACCAGCAUCCCAGCAGCCUUCUGGUACACCAUCGUCACCAUGACAACUCUGGGAUAUGGAGACAUGGUUCCUAAGACCAUUGUAGGGAAGAUCGUUGGUUCUGUCUGUUCUCUGAGCGGUGUGUUGGUCAUCGCCCUGCCCGUGCCCGUCAUCGUGUCCAACUUCAGCCGCAUUUACCACCAGAGCCAGCGGGCAGACAAGAGACGCGCCCAAAAGAAAACCAAACUUGGUAGAAUUGCCGCGAGGAAGAGUGGAGGGACUAGCGCUUAUUUGCAGUAUAAAAGCAACGGGCUGCUGAGUGACCUCAUCGACGAGGCAUCAAAGGCAGCAGGCCAGGCGCUGGUGUGCAAGGCCAACCCCAUGUUCGAUACGCACCACAAUCACCUAUUGCACUGCCUGGAGAAGACCACGAAUCAUGAGUUUGUGGAUGAGCAAACGUUUGAGACCAGCCUACUGGAGGUUUCCAUGGCGAAGCACCCGCCUCACUCCCCCUCCCUCUCCUCUGGCUCCUCCUCCCAAGGCCUGUCGUGCUGCUCGCGACGCAACAAGAGGAAGAGCUUCAACGUGCCCAACUCCAACAUGACUGGAGGGCAUAGGAACAGCAUCCAGGAGCUUAGCACCAUCCACAUCAGAGAGAGACCAAUCACUAACAGUCGCUCCAGUCUGAACGCUAAGUUCGAGGAGACGGUGCCUCUGAACUGCAAGCAGCCCUACAUCACGGCGGCCGUCAUCACGCUGCCCACGCCGCCCGUCACCACGCCCGAGAACGACGGCUCCGCCUCCUCCCCUGACUACUCACAGGCCAACAUCGUCAGAGUGUCCGCACUCUAGGCCCCUCGCCCCCCACCCCCCACCCCAUCUCCAUGGCAACCCUAACACGGAGAGAGAGAUAGAGAGAGCUAGAGAAGAGAGAC
This is a messenger RNA of Salvelinus namaycush (lake trout), 1973 nucleotides long. Its product is annotated as potassium voltage-gated channel subfamily D member 2-like. Lineage: Eukaryota; Metazoa; Chordata; Actinopteri; Salmoniformes; Salmonidae. Gene Ontology annotation, cellular component: membrane; voltage-gated potassium channel complex. Gene Ontology annotation, molecular function: A-type (transient outward) potassium channel activity; protein binding. The transcript is spliced from 6 exons. Gene Ontology annotation, biological process: potassium ion transmembrane transport; protein homooligomerization. The record is from RefSeq and is a predicted model, not a curated record. The coding region runs from base 1 to 1890 and encodes 629 amino acids.